AUGUCUCUCUCUGAAAAUCCACCUGUAAAAUCAUGGAGUUUAGAGUUCCAUUCAAUGGUGGCAGGGAUUAAAAAAAGUGACUCAUGGGAAUUGCCUAUUGAACAGGCUCAAAAGCAAUUUGUUGAGGCAUUUAAGUUCGAGGUUCCUUCUAAUAUAAUUACAGAGCAAGAUGUGUUAGACGAGAAAUGGAAAGAGCCAAAUGAUAGACUACAUGGAGAGUGGGCUCAGCUGAAAGCAAUAGAGUUGUUACACUUAAAUAUGCUGAGCAUGCUAAAGCUCGGAUUUUUU
Messenger RNA from Dentiscutata erythropus, 288 nucleotides. The record is from the annotation of a GenBank genome assembly. NCBI's taxonomy places the organism in Eukaryota, Fungi, Glomeromycota, Glomeromycetes, Diversisporales, Gigasporaceae.